AUGGCAGCAAAGGAGAUGCCACGGACACUCGUCAUUGACAGAGCGGAUGCGGAAACUUGGAAUCGCGACCUGAUGGAAGCUUUCCGACAGGCGCUGGAGAAAGACCCCACAGCGGAUCUUCUCUCUGUUGUCGACACAAGAUAUACCUCUGCACAUCGCUCGGGUCAAUAUGCGGGGCUAUCCGAGGCCGCGAGACUAAAUCGCAAAACCGUUGACCAGAUCGGAGUCCUAUUACAUUAUCAACCCGAAGCCAACCUGCGCGAAAUGAUCCCCACGAGCUACGAUCGCUUAUAUAGAUGGGCCAACCCGAAGGAGGAACUAAAGGCACCAUCCCAACCCGCGCGAGAAGCACUUGACUGGCUUCGCCAGAUCAUCGAUCCCAUCACUACUGCAACCAUAGUGUACCCAUUAUCUACCCGGGCGUCGGAACUACUCAAUCAACCUUUGACGGCGGACGGCAUGUCUGGAACAUCAACGCUGGCUUCAACACUGAAGGAUUUGUGCCUGAAAUCCGACAUAAUAUUCGAACUAAGCAUCAGAAAAGGUGCUGUCUUGAAGUGCAGCGAAGACCUGAUCAUCAAAACAUUUCCUAGCAGCCGAGGCUUCACUGAAUACCACAAUCUUCAGUACCUGGCCGAGAAGACUCCCGACCUACCAAUCCCCAAGCCACAUGGUCUCAUAAUGCUUGAUAGUAUCGGUAUCAUGCUCAUGUCAUAUGUUCCAGGCACCACCCUGCAGAAAGUAUGGCCGAGCUUAUCACCCGAUGGGAAACUCUCCAUACAAAAGCAGCUGGAGGAAAUAUUCUCCCGCAUCAGAGAGAUACGCCAGGACGACGGAAUCGAACUAGGUGAUGCGCAAGGAGAAGGAGUCAAAGACGAUCGCAUCAUGGACAUGUUCUCACGCAAAGGCAUAACCAUGGCCAGGGACUUCGACAAGCUCCAGUUCUCGGCAAAGCAUCGCGCUAGUCCCUUCUACGUGAAGUUACUUCGAUCUUUCUUGGAGGAGGAUUGCAAAACCCUACAGGGGUCUGUAUUUACCCACGGGGAUUUGAAGAAGUCAAAUAUCAUGGCGCAAGAAGAUCCAGAAAAUGCCGGCCAUUUUGUGAUCACCGGAAUUAUCGACUGGGAAGACAGCGGUUUCUAUCCGGAGUACUACGAGGCCACGAGGCUAUCGAGUGGACAGAGCAUCGACCAUGACGAUGAUUGGUAUCUGUAUUCGCCGCACUGUAUCUCGCCCUUGCGCUUCCCCGUGCGCUGGCUGGUUGACCGACUCUGGGGCAACCUCUUAUGGAAUUGGAUGACUGAUGUGGGAGAGCCGCUGAUUCCACCAGACUUCACGCCCAUGACUCCCGUUUCGCGGCAACCGCCUUCUUGUUCUUAG
Penicillium olsonii is the source of this 1380-nucleotide messenger RNA. Lineage: Eukaryota; Fungi; Ascomycota; Eurotiomycetes; Eurotiales; Aspergillaceae. The record is from the annotation of a GenBank genome assembly.